Emiliania huxleyi CCMP1516 is the source of this 212-nucleotide messenger RNA. RefSeq lists its product as hypothetical. The record is from RefSeq and is a predicted model, not a curated record. The annotation marks the transcript as partial. The transcript has a single exon. NCBI's taxonomy places the organism in Eukaryota, Haptophyta, Isochrysidales, Noelaerhabdaceae.
ACAUGACCGACUCCUCUCACUGCGUAUGCGUCUCUUUCGCGUCUGCCUCCUCGCAGCGAGCGUGUGCCGUCCGGCCUGCGUCGCUUCGGCCGUCUACCUCCUCCUCUUUCUCUGGAGUGGCGCCCUGUUUCUCGCACUGUCGCCACGCCUCGUCGAGGCCGCCGCGCUGCUGCUCUCGGUGUGCGCCACGACCUUCGCGCUGACGGGCGCGC